Messenger RNA from Parus major (Great Tit), 1205 nucleotides. Its product is annotated as lysophosphatidic acid receptor 1-like. Gene Ontology annotation, biological process: G protein-coupled receptor signaling pathway. Gene Ontology annotation, cellular component: membrane. Gene Ontology annotation, molecular function: G protein-coupled receptor activity. Bases 64 to 1032 code for a protein of 322 amino acids. The record is from RefSeq and is a predicted model, not a curated record. Lineage: Eukaryota; Metazoa; Chordata; Aves; Passeriformes; Paridae. The transcript has a single exon.
UCCUGGGGAGUAUGGGAUGAGCAAAGCUGGCCUCGUCAGGGGCUGCCUGGAGCGUUUCCCACCAUGAAUGGGUUCCCAAACUGCUCUGCCAACUACACCAAGAUCUGGAGUCAUUACCUGGUGCUGGCCCUGGGCAUCCCCCAGCUGACCAUCAACGUGGCCUCCAUCAUCUUCAACUGCACCGUCAUCUUCACCCGCCUGGCCACCAGGGACCUGCACAAGCCCAUCUCCAUCCUCUUCUGCAACCUGGCUGUCUCUGACCUCUUCACCAGCUUCUCCGGCUUCUGGAUCUCCAUGUUCUUCAUCACCAACCCCGACAUCACCAUCUUCGGCUCCCAGGACAUGCUGGCUCCCUACGCCCUCUACACCACGUCUAUCUUAUCCACCAUCUACAACCUGGUGAGCAUCGGCAUCGAGCGCUACCUGGCCGUGGCCGAGAGCAUGAGGACGAGGUUCAGGGUGGCCAGGAACCACUCCAUCGCCGUGGUCUUCAUCAACUGGGUCCUGGCUUUCUUCCUGGGCUGCCUGCCACUGAUGGGCUGGAACUGCCUGCACGCAGAGAGGAACAUCUCGGUGCUCUACAGCCCCUUCUGCGUCAACUACCUCGUCUUCAUCGCCAUGCCCAACGUGGCGCUGGCCUUCCUCGUGCCCCUGUUCACCUACCUGAGGAUCAUCAUCAUCCUGAGGAAGAGGAAGCUGAGGAUGCAGGCGUGCGGCCAAGCCACGGGCACCUACAAGUCAGCAGAGACGCAGGUGGCCAGGACCAGCAUCUCCAUCUGGCUGCUGGCGCUGGUGUCCUACGCGCCGUUCUUCGCCGGCGUCAUCUUCGACGCCGCCAACCAGCGCUGCCACACCGACCUCUACCCCGGGGUGUACAUCUUCAGGAACUGCACGGCCAUGCUGAUCACCAUCACCUGCCUGGGCAACCCCAUCCUCUACACCCUCAAGUUCAGGGCGCUGGGGGCCAAGUUGAAGGCGCUGCGCUGCCUCUCGGCCAACCGCGUGCGGGCCUGCACCAUCGAGAACAUCUAACCAGGAACAGGGAUCCAAACGCGCACGGCAGGUCACGGUGGGCUCAAAAACCCGAGUGGACGUGGCCCUUGAGGGAGUUUGGUGGUGGAUGUGGUGGGUUGGUGAUCUCAGAGGCCUUUCCCAGCCUUGGCAGCUCUGUGGUUCCCUGCCUGGCUGCAGAACCAGCCCGGGGA